This is a messenger RNA of Pseudozyma flocculosa PF-1, 2154 nucleotides long. RefSeq lists its product as uncharacterized. The transcript is spliced from 2 exons. The coding region runs from base 1 to 2154 and encodes 717 amino acids. NCBI's taxonomy places the organism in Eukaryota, Fungi, Basidiomycota, Ustilaginomycetes, Ustilaginales, Ustilaginaceae. The record is from RefSeq and is a predicted model, not a curated record.
AUGAGUCAAGACGUUUCGGAACGGCCGCACACCGGCCACCGUCGCAGGCGCACCAUCGACCACCUCGACCUCACGCUGCCGCCGACUCAGAUGCCUGCCACCACUGACAUCGAGACGACCGACAGCAGUCCUCGUCUGCUCCUCUCACCGCUGUCGCCGACCUCUGUACUCGACAGCUCCAGCAUCAUCGACCACACCAGCGGUCAAAGCCCGCAGCGAUCCAGGGUCAGGUCUCGAGCUCAGCGUCCGGGCUUCCCUACGGCCAGCUCCUCUUCGCAACCGCCCCGCUCGCCCAGCCACAAGAUUGCUCAGAGGCUGGCCUCUCCGCCGAUAUCGCCAAUCGGGUCUAGGUCCGGCCUCUCGCGCAUCCUGGCGCUGCACGAGGACGACGAGCAGCCCCGCUCGAGCCCCGCGACAAGGCCGAGCGCUCGUCUCAAUAGCGACUCGAUCCUGCCUGUCAGCUCGAGCGGCCUGUUUGCAGAGCUCGGCCGCACGCCGACGACGCCCGACAGGUCGCACCACCAGCGGCACGCAUCCGCUAGCGCCAUUGCCAGCUCGUCGAACCUCCUCUCGCGCUCGACGUCGCUGCGGUCGGACCGAGCCGACCGAUACCAGUACGGAUCCCGGCACAGCCGCCACCGGACCAUCGGCUCCUCCGAAGAGCUGCCCCUCUCCGCCGCGACUGCGACCCCUCCGCGCGAUCAUCGUGACUGGUCGGCGAGGGCCCGGCGGUGGUCGUCGUCGAUGUCGAGGAGGAUGAGCAUCUCGGCCAUCAACGAGACCAUCUCGUCCACCACCUCGCCCUACCUCAAGGCCGGCCUCGACGAGCUCAGGUCCAUCUUUGACGUCGACACCAUCGGCCUGGGCGGCGAGUCCCGCGACCAGUAUCGCAUCAGCGCAGGCGACCUGGAAGAGUGCUCGGUGGCCAACGACGACGACGACAGCUCCGCCGACGAGGGCUCGGCACGCGGACACGCCCCAUUGCGAGCCUUUCGCCCCGGCACAUUUCAGUUCCCCCGACGGCUGGAUCUCGACGACGCCUUUGACUCGCCUCAGGACAUGUCGGAGCAUUCCUCUCGCAGCCUCUCCCGGCAACCUACCGUCGCCAGGCCAGCGAGCUCGGCGCACCGCCACGCGAACGGUGCAAGGGCCAGUCGUACCGGGUCCGGCGCGGAGGCGGUCGCUCCCGAUGCCGAAGAGAGCCGCGGCUCGACCGAGCACGACAAGGGCCGCACACUCGCUCCGGCCUUGGCACUGCCGCCACGGCAGGCCAACGAGAGCAGGAGCCCACGCAAGAUCGAUGGUACUAGCAGACCGAAAGCAGGACUCAGCGACUCACUCUCGAGCCCUGCCAUCACCGCCGUGGGCCUUGCGGCCAUCGCCAUUGCCAUUGUCGCCCUCUGUUCGCUCGAGGUCAGCAUUCAUCCCGACGCGGCUUCGUUGCCCCUGGUGGCCUUCAUGCUGGCGCAGCCCGUCUUCGCCGUCGCCGGUCUCGCGGGCUUGCUGCUGCAGAGGCGAUGGCUCAUGGAUCUGUCUUCGCGCCUCGUGCGGGCUCACGUCCUUUGCCAGGUGCUGAUCGCGCUGGCUGCGCUGCGCAACCUCAGCUCUUCCGCCAUCUACCACCACCGUGCCCCGCUCACAGCCGCUUCGGCGCUCGCCGUCGACGGCAAGCUGAUCACCAAGCUGCGCUUCAGCCGCUUUGACGCAGACGAGGACCCCAACCCUUAUGUUCCGACCGCGUUCGACCCGGCGACGACACCGCACCAGUCAAACGUCGGCUCGCUUCAGGACCAGCUGACCUACCUCGCCGUCUUCGUGGUUCAGGCUGCGCUGCCGCUCCUCGCCGCCCUCUGGGCCCAGUACGCAGUCGCGAUGCGGCUGUCGUCGCUCGCCGUCUUCCCCGUCGCCGCGGGCGCCCCGCAAACGGGAAAACCCUCGGCCGAUGGCCGUCCCAGCAGGCAGCCGAGCACAUCCCGACGCGCACCCUCGACGACCCUAGACAUGCCAGAACAGCAGCAAGAGGCGCCUCGGGAGCUCAAGCUCGCACCCGCACCCAUCCUCGACUUCGAGCUGGAUCCAAGCGACCUCACCUCUCGCCUCGAGCGUGUCCGGACGGACAGCCUGCAGAGUGGCACGGCGGAGCCGCCUCGCUGA